Phyllotreta striolata is the source of this 1796-nucleotide messenger RNA. NCBI's taxonomy places the organism in Eukaryota, Metazoa, Arthropoda, Insecta, Coleoptera, Chrysomelidae. The record is from the annotation of a GenBank genome assembly.
CUGUAGUAAAAAUAACGAACUCGAUGAAUCUGGAGCUUAUGCAGGCCUCCUUGUACAGUUCUUCCAACCAAUGAUACUUGAAAUAAACUUAUUUUAAACGCAUAUGAGAGUUUACGUAAUUCGUCCAUAAACAAACACAUGUUUCAUUUAAUGCAAACAGAUAUCGUAAUUUCCUCAUGUACAUUUAGCGUGCUCGCUUCAUCGAUACCACGGUACAAUUUCCAAUUCAAAACGGGCGCGAUCGAGUGGAAAUUUUCGGAAUUUUCCGGCCCAGUACUGACCUGGCGCACGAGGAAAUCAAUAAAUCGCGAACCGCCGCUUUCCACGAUGGAUUUCCCCCGACUCUAAUCCUGUUACAUUGCUCGAUAUAUCUGUAUCAAAAACGCAAUCAAUGAGUCAAAUUCUUAUCGCAACGCCGAGCCGAUUCGAACUAACAGAAGAGAGCUGAAUGAGUACAUAACAUACGAGUUACGAGUUUCUGUGCAAGGUUAAACAAGUUUCGGCGAAGGUAAAGGUUAGACAACGCGUUGUUUAUUGUUAUUAAGUAAGUACAAACUGUGGAAUUAAUUAUAAAACAAUAACGAACAAUACAAUCGGCUCGCUAGUUAAUUUACUAUAAGUAUUCCAAGAUUGUUGUUGAGUUGUAUAAUGUUUCUAGAUGGAUUUACUUAGAGCUCUGAUAGUGGUGUCCGAAAAGGCGGCGAACAUAGCGAGAGCCUGCAGAGAAGACGAGCACUUAUUCCAAUUACUCGUGCAGAAGAAAAACUCCAACGAGGCCAAUCCGAGGUUCGUAGAAGACUUCAAGACACUAGCCGAUGUUCUCAUACAAGAAAUGGUUAAACACGACAUCGGACACCAGUUCAAAGAACUGUCUUCCAGCAUUAGAGGCGAGGAAAACAACGUGUUCAAGAAUAAGCUGGGGGAUAAGAUACGCGUUGAAGUGAAACCCACCGAAGAGGAUACCUCCAAUUUAUUGGAGAUGGUCCUCAACGGGGACCAACAAGCCGCCUCCCGCUUGGCCUCAGAAGUGCAUAGGAACUUGGAAAUCGAUAGCAUCAAAACCGAUGUUCCCCAGAAGAAUUUCGAUAUAGAUUUAUCGAAAUUGGGCGUUUGGAUCGAUCCAAUAGAUUGCACUGCGGAAUACGUUCAUGGAUCACCGGGCAGACGAAAACAGAACAUCCAUGUAAACGGUUUGAAAUGCGUGACUGUUCUAAUAGGAGCUUAUAAUAAAAUUACGGGUUUGCCCGUUAUGGGCGUCAUCAACAGGCCAUUCCUCGACGAAGACGAUUACCAGUUGUCGCAGCGGUGCAUUUGGGGCGUAGCUUUGCCGAAUUUCCGGGACUCUAGCGGGUUAAAUAAAUCUAUUAAAAGGCAAGUUGUGAGCAUUAGUUCCAGCGAAAACGAGGAAAUCAAGGAAAAAUUGAGGCACAACAAUGUUGAGCUGGUGGAAGCCUCGGGAGCCGGGUACAAGAUUCUUACAGUCAUUUUAGGUUUAGCAGACGCUUACGUGCUAUCGAAAGGCACCACCUUCAAAUGGGACACGUGCGCCCCCCAUGCGGUAUUAAAGGCUUUGGGCGGCGACAUCCUGGACUAUAAAAAAACCGUGGAAAAUCACGGAAUGGAAAGUAUUACCUACAGCGAGGAGGAAUGCGCCUGCAAUGCGACCGGAAUAAUCGCUUACAGAGACGAGGAUUUUUUAAAAGAAAUCGUUGAUAUUUUAAAAUCGUGAGAAUCGAUUGUUUAUUGUUCGUGGAAAUGUUAAAAAUCGUUACGGCAAUAAAGCGUUUUAUUAUAAA